Molecule: messenger RNA, 624 nt
Organism: Phycomyces blakesleeanus NRRL 1555(-)
Lineage: Eukaryota; Fungi; Mucoromycota; Mucoromycetes; Mucorales; Phycomycetaceae
Exons: 1
Coding region: 1-624 (207 amino acids)
Source: RefSeq, a predicted model, not a curated record
AUGGAUGACAUCCACGUCAAAACCUCUCCUCUGAUAUUUGAUUCCAGUCAACCCACUCCGGUUCCUAACAAUGACGAUGCAAAAAAUCUUGAGUUUAUUAAGAUAAUCAAGAAUUUUGGAAUUUCAUGUGAAGCACAUGAAAUGAUUGCUUGUCAUUUCAAUAAGAUUCUAGAGACAUCUACUGACAUAACAUACAGAGCAUGCUUUUCAUACCUUGGAGAUAAACUUCUUGAGAGAUUUUCUUUUGUAAAAGGAGAUAAGUAUGACAUUUGCCAUAAUGAUUGUAAACUUUACAAUGGCAGUCAUGAGACAGUGUGUUCUAAUUGUGGUGAGGCACGUUAUAAAAACAAUGCCAAAGACAAAGACGGAUUGAUAAUCUCUGUCAAAACAAUGAUUCAGAUCUCUUUGACUAGACAGCUUGCUCUCUGUUUGGCUGACAACACUAUAAGAAACGAGAUGAUAUAUUGUCAUAACCAUCAAUCCAGUCAAAAUGGAAACAAAUCUGAUGUCUUUGAUGGCCAAGCUUAUCAAUCAAUCAAGCAUCUUUUUUCUGACGAGAAUUAUAUUGCCAUUUUGUUGUCAGUUGAUGACUUUCACUGCAAAAACCAUUGGGAAUUAUUAUAA